Malassezia globosa CBS 7966 is the source of this 3501-nucleotide messenger RNA. RefSeq lists its product as uncharacterized. Lineage: Eukaryota; Fungi; Basidiomycota; Malasseziomycetes; Malasseziales; Malasseziaceae. The coding region runs from base 1 to 3501 and encodes 1166 amino acids. The record is from RefSeq and is a predicted model, not a curated record. Gene Ontology annotation, molecular function: lipid binding. The transcript has a single exon.
AUGCAUCAGGAUGAUACGCCAUCUGAUGAGGAAACAUUCAUGGACUCGCAGCAAGAUGUGGAAGAUGCAGAAGAUGCGAGUAUGAAACCCUACGUACACUUGUCUCCCCAUAAGCAGCAACCGAAACAGCAGUCACAUGCUGUUGACGGUCUGAAGCAGACUGAUCAAAACUCUCGUGAGAAACAACGACACCAGCGUUCUUUCAGUCUUUUGCGGCGGCGGAGCUCACGCAGGUCGAGAAGCCAGCGCUCCGGCUCAGAUGAAGCGGAUACAGCAUCUUUUGUAUCUAAGAGCAGUGAAAAAAUCCCUGAACACCAGGAGGUGUUGGAUUCAGGUGGUGGUGAAGAAGAAAAGAACCGGAUUAAAGAGGCUGCGAAAGCAAGCCGCGAGCCUAAAAAGAACAAUUUUAUUGCUAAAGGGCGUCGCAUUGUUGAGGACCCAGUUACGGGAGAAAGUGUUAUCAUCCAAGACGGCCGUGAUUUCAAGAUUGAUCCUAAAGAGCUGGACUCCCGAUACAAGGGCGGAUUCUCUGCGAGACGACCAUUAUCAUGCAAAUCGUAUGAUACCAAGUACACCAGCCCGGAUCCUGCGCGGCCAACUUCGAUCCUGCUGCAAUCAUUCCCUGAGCCGCUCGACCCGGGCAAGGUGAAAGAACUUGACGACAUCUUCCUCAAAUUGUACUUGGGCUAUGGUGCUCUGAUUGUACUAGUUUGGGGCAUUGCGACAAUUGGCCAUGGCUGGGGUGCGUUUGCAACGCGCACAUUUUGGCUUGGCUUGGCUGGGAUUGCCGGCUUUAUGGGUCUUGGUACGUUGCGUAAUGUGAUCAUGCACCAAAUGGAACGUAUGCGUGUGGCCAUGCACCGGCAACGUGGUGAAAAGUAUUCGCCACCAUACCCAGAGAGUGUGGAGUGGAUGAAUGCUAUCAUCGCAUGUGUGUGGCGCCAGUUAAACCCCGAGAUGUUUGUGCCCAUAAUCGACCAAGUUGAAGACAUUAUGCAGGCGUCAUUGCCAAGUAUGAUCAGCGCCGUCAAGGUCUCAGAUGUGAGUCUUGGUUCGAAUCCUUUUCGAGUGAUUUCAAUGCGCGGGCUUGCCGAGUUGAUGACGGAAAAGACUCAAGUAAAUAAAACAUGGAUUGAAAGAAACAACGAAUUACUGGGUAGCGGCAAAAGCGAGCAUGACAAUGACAACAAUUGCGACUCGGACGAAGGAAAUCAAGAGGAUGAAUUCCAUGGAUUGGAGGCAAUGGACCCUGAAUUGCGCAAAGAAGCCGUUGAAGACAAGGCCGGGGACUUUUUGAACCUGGAAGUGAGCUUUUGUUACUCUGCGUUGCCUGGCGAAUCGUCCAAAGAUCGGACGAAGAAUGUUCAUUUGCUAAUCGAGUUCUUCAUUGGUGCAUUUGACUGGCUGGAAAUCCCUCUGCCUGUAUGGGUGCAAAUAGAACGCAUUAUUGGCACUGCUCGUAUUCGUGCGCAAAUUAUGAGUGAGCCGCCGUUCGUGCGCAAUGUGACCUUCUCUCUGAUGGGUGUGCCGAAUAUUGCGAUUAGUGCGAUUCCUAUUUCACGCAUCUUGCCGAACGUCCUGGACCUUCCUAUUAUCUCGCACUUUGUCCAGACGUCGAUUGCUGCAGCGUCAGACAUGUAUGUGGCACCGAAAAGCAUGACGCUGAAUGUGCAACGCAUCUUGAAUGGCGAUGGUGUGAAGAAGGACACAGAAGCAGUUGGUGUUAUUGUGGUCAACAUUCACUAUGGCCAGAACCUGAGCUCACAGGACUUGAACGGCCGGUCUGAUCCAUACUGCGUGCUGAGUCUAGCCAAGUUCGGUCGACCUAUGUACUCGACUCGCAUCAUCUUCGAAGACCUCGACCCUGUGUGGGAGGAAACGGCGUUCUUGUUGAUAUCGAAGGAGGAUAUUCGCUCGGACGAAGGACUCUCUCUACAGUUGUGGGAUUCGGACAAGCGCUCAGCGGACGAUAUUGUCGGUCGUGUGAAUGUCCCAUUGCGGCAUCUUAUGCGGCAUCCCAAUCAAAUCAAGUCGCAUUUGUCAAACUUGAUGGGAUUCGAAGAUGCCGACCAGAUGCAAGGACAAUUAAGCUGGAGUGUUGGUUUCUUUGAGAAGGCGAAGCUGAAUAAGAAGCUACGCAAGACCGAAGACGAGUCCAAUGAGGACGAGGUAGACAAAGUUGUUAAGCGCAAGCCGUCGCCCAUUGACUCGGAGCAAGAGGCACUGGCACUCGAUACACCACCAGAUGAAGAAUAUCCUAGUGGUAUUUUGAGUGUUAUUGUGAAGUUUAUUGCAGGUUUGGAGAGGCGCGAUGUCGAGAAGGGCGUCGACGACAAGGAUCGCGAGGGUGCUGCAGGACAGGAUGUGGAAAUGAGCUCGGCUAAGCUGCCAUGUGGCUAUUGUGAGUUGAUUUUGAACGACAAUCUUUUCUACAAGACACGUGUAAAGCAAUACAACAAUAUGCCAUUUUACCAAGCAGGCACAGAAGUGUUUGUGCGUGACUGGACGACAUCUGAGUUGCGUAUGAUUGUACGCGACUCGCGCGUUCGCGAGCAUGAUCCGAUCAUGGGUAUUGUUGCACUACCACUGAAGGACUUAUUCAGAGAGGCUUCGCAAAUUGAGCAGUCAUUUGCGCUGCAGGAUGGCGUUGGUUAUGGCAAGCUGCACUGCAGUAUCGUGUUCCGGUCGGUGAAGCUCAAGAUGCCACGUGAGCUGCGUGGCUUUAAUACAGUAUCUGUGGAUCUGCUGAGCUCGAUCGAAGUGAAGGGCAACACGCCGGAGUGGAUGAAAAAGCUCGACGAUGUCAAAAUCACCCUCGUUGCCAACAAAUUCGAGAAGAAGCUCGGCACUCGAUACAAGAAUCACGUGCCAGACAAUGAGCCGCUCGCGCGUGUGCCUGUGUUUGAUCGAUACUCGACCAAUCUCGUGUUCUGCUUUGGCCGCACGCCCCUGACGAGCACAUUGCCGAUCCCGAACUUCUUCCGGGCCGUGGGCGUUGCCAUAUUGCCACUGCGUGAGCUAGAAGACAACCAAAUCACUGAUGUAGAGCUUCCAAUCCUCGCGGGACCUGCGCUGCACGCAUUGGAACGCAACUUUGUCAACAAGCAAACAAAGGACACGCACAAGUUCAAUGAAGUCGGCACUCUAGCUGUGCGUGUAUGCGUUAACCCGGGCAUGGAUGAGGCGCACAAGCCGAUGCUGGUUGGCUCGCGAGACCGCCAUGAAUUCGAAGUGUACGAGCGACUUGUAAGUCUACCGAAUCGUGCUGAAGUCAAUUCACAUGCCAACGAUGACGGCAUCAUUACUCGGCAAGAACGUAAGGAGAUGAACCGUUUGCAAACGCGGGAGCUUCAUAUGCGCCACCGCGGUGCUAUGGGCUACACACCUAUACGAACGGCAGUAUGGGCAAAGGACGGACUGAAGAGUCACAUGUCUAGUCUUGGUCGGCACAUGUUUGGCAGCAAGGAUCAGCGUGACCAGUAUGUGAAAUCUGAAGUCUAG